GUGAAAGAAAAGAAGGAAAAAGAAUAGGAAAAAUCCGUUUCCGCCAUUUGCGCUCCGUUUGUAACUUUGCGUCGGUGAUCGGUGUGCGAUAGUGUGAGUUUCGCCGUUCGCGUCCUCAAGGCUCAACGCUCCUUUCGCCGGUGGAUCCGUUAACGUCAUAUACGUUUCUCACGCUUCUUUACUCCGUCAUCUCCCUCGCACGCGCAACCGUGCAAUCGUGCAUUGCCCAACAUUGCCGAGUGUUCCCUUUUGCAUUAUAUAUGACUGCAAUAGAAAGCACGAGUGCGAAGAUUGUUCCCGACACGACGGUGUCACUAACGUCUGCGAUACGUUAACAUGUCUGCCCUUCAAAAGUCAGUUUUGAAAUCCAGAUUACCACCAUCGGCCAUCAAUUUCUCUGCUUUGAACUCCAGACUUAGUAAGUCGAGGGGAGCCCAGCGAAGAAGAGAUUACGAACCAGUACGAUGGGAUCCGUACUUUGAUCAUUCCAAGGAUGUGUCAGUGGGACAGAACACUUUUCAUGUUUAUAUCAAGGGCACUGAGGGACCAUUAUUAGUUUUAUUGCAUGGUGGUGGUUAUAGUGGUUUAACAUGGGCAGAACUCACAAAAUCGAUUAUGACAAUGGUAUUGUGUAGAGUCAUGGCGAUUGAUCUUAGGGGUCAUGGGGAUACUUACACCACAGAUGAUGAUGACUUGUCUGCAGAUACUUUAGCAUCAGAUGUUGCAGCUGUUAUAGAUGUAAUUGAGCAUGAUGCUCCAAUAAUUCUUGUCGGUCAUAGCAUGGGUGGUGCGGUAGCUGUAAGAGCAGCUCCAUUGAUUUCAAAUUUAUAUGGAUUAGGAGUUAUAGAUGUUGUAGAAGGUACGGCAAUGGAUGCAUUAGCUUCUAUGCAGAGUUUCUUGAGAUCUCGGCCAUCUAGUUUUAGCACCAUAUCUCAGGCUAUAGAGUGGUGCGUUCGUAGUGGACAAAUUCGGAAUAUACAAUCGGCAAAAGUUUCGGUUCCUGGACAGAUAAAGAACAUUGAAACUAGCAAAUUAGCAACUCAUGAUAUUGACUCAUUGCCAACCCAAUACAACAAGUGUGAAUCUAAUCCAGAGCCAGUUAUACCGCGAGAUGAUAUUAUCCAAGAGGAAGAGUCAUCCAAUAUGCCACCACCUGCGUCUUCUGCUAUUACUACUAACAGAAAAUAUGUCUGGAGAAUAGAUUUGGCAAAAACGGAGCAGCAUUGGUUCGGCUGGUUUAAGGGAUUAUCGACGGCAUUCUUGAAUGUUCCUGCACCAAAAAUGUUAUUGUUAGCAGGAGUCGAUAGAUUAGAUCGCGAACUCACUGUAGGACAAAUGCAAGGUAAAUUCCAAAUGCAAGUAUUGCCCGCUUGUGGGCAUGCUGUUCACGAAGAUGUCCCGGAUAAGGUAGCGGAAGCUAUUGCUACGUUUAUGGUUAGGCACAAGUUUGCAGAGCCAGCGUCGGAUUUUCCACGGACUUUUCCGGCUUGUUAAGAAAAAAAUUAAACAAUUGUAAUGUAAACAUAUGGAAUAAUGUCAUGUUUUCUUUUAAUUAGUUGAUAUAAUUUUAUUUAUUUCAAGAGAUAAUAACCGCCAAAUAUAGAAAC
This is a messenger RNA of Mycetomoellerius zeteki, 1607 nucleotides long. Its product is annotated as protein phosphatase methylesterase 1. The record is from RefSeq and is a predicted model, not a curated record. Gene Ontology annotation, molecular function: protein methylesterase activity. The transcript has 8 exons. Lineage: Eukaryota; Metazoa; Arthropoda; Insecta; Hymenoptera; Formicidae. Gene Ontology annotation, biological process: protein demethylation. The coding region runs from base 337 to 1494 and encodes 385 amino acids.